This is a messenger RNA of Knipowitschia caucasica, 2907 nucleotides long. Lineage: Eukaryota; Metazoa; Chordata; Actinopteri; Gobiiformes; Gobiidae. The record is from the annotation of a GenBank genome assembly.
AUGAUAACACCCUACUUCCUCGAGAAUUUCUGGGGUGAAAAAAAUAAUGGCUUUGACGUGCUGUACCAUAACAUGAAACAUGGCCAAAUAUCGUCCAAGGAGCUCACAGACUUCAUUAGAGAGAGGAGCACUAUUGAGGAAGCGUACGCACGAUCAAUGACCAAACUUGCUAAAUCUGCAGGCAACUUCUCUCAACUCGGGACUUUUGCUCCAGUCUGGGAUGUAUUCAAAACCUCAACAGACAAAUUGGCUACUUGUCAUAUGGAGCUAGUACGAAAACUUCAGGAACUAAUAAAAGAAGUCCAGAAAUAUGUGGAGGAGCAGGCCAAAGCACACAAAAAGACGAAAGAAGAGGUUGCACCUACUUUAGAAGCUGUUCAGAAUAUCCAGAGCAUGUCUCAGGCUCUGCAGAAGUCCAAGGAGAUCUACAAUGCCAAAACUCUGGAUCAGGAACGGCUUCGUAAAGAGGGGGCCACCCAGAGAGACGUGGACAAGGCAGGUGUCAAAGCCAAAAAAGCGACCGAAUCCUACAGGUCGUAUAUUGAGAAAUAUGCCACUGCAAAGUCAGAAUUUGAGCAGAGGAUGGCAGAAACUGCACAGAAAUUCCAGGACAUUGAAGAAAACCACGUCCUCCAGAUGAAGGAGAUCAUUCAUUCUUAUUCUCAGUCAGUUGAAGAAACGCAUGCACUUUUAGGCGAGGUCCAAAAUGAAUUUGUGAGAAACAUUGAGAACACAUCAGUGGAAAGUUUAAUACAGAAACUAGUGGAAACUAAAGGAACAGGCAAAGAUCGACCAGGGCCUAUUGAGUUUGAGGAGUGCAAUAUAGCCAUCGCUACAGAAGGCGCAAAACCCAGAAAGAGAAAACCUUUUGGCAUUCCAGGAAGGAGGAAAGACAAGGACACCGACUCUACAGAGUCGACAGAAGUUGAAGCUACUAACACUGCCAAUGGCGCUCCUCCAGGAUUCUAUGGAGCCAUAGACAUCCAGAAUGCAAACGUCCCCCAAGUCGAUGCAGAGGGUUUCUGCAUUAGACCAGAAGAAAACGAAAACAAUGCCAAAGAAAACUCAUUCUACUCGUCCAGCGAUUCGGAGGACGAGGACGAACCACGUAAGUUUCACGUGGAAAUCAAACCGGUCCAGCCCAACAACGGGACACACCAGAGCCGUGCCACGAUAGACGAGCUGAAGGCCUCCAUCGGCAACAUCAUCCUGUCGCCGUCCGUCUCGGGUCAGAUGCGGAGGAACCAGUCCAGUGAUGAACUUACAAAAACCAAAGGGCCAGCAUCAUAUGAUCUGACGAACAACGACCUGUUGUCUCUGGAUCCGUUCAGGCCAAAUGUUGCUGCUGCCUCCUCUUCCUCCUCCACAACAGAUCUGUCUUCUCUUUCCUACCCAAACCCUCCAUCUCCAGCUUUUAUGGUAAAUGAGUGUGACGAUGUGUUUCUCCCAGAGGCUCCAGCGGACCCCACGCCACGCUACAAGUGCUCUCCUCCGUUGGCACGACUCCAACCGUCCAAAGAAGCCUCGUCCUUUGCCUCACCGUGGGUAUCGGCAAGAGACCCUUCAACGGCCCUCAAACCUGCACCAGCCAGAGCCCGCAGUGCCCCCAUCACCCUGCCCACCGACCUGGCCGCCCAGAGCCCACCCGACAGCCCCCCAAAGAGCGUGGACGCAUUCUCCACCGUGAGCUGGUCCCAAAGCCAGUGGAUCGCCUUCAACGACAGUUUUGCUCCCGGUCGACACCAGAGCUCCGGGCCCUCGGUGAAGGAGCCACAGCUGCCCUGCUCCAGCCUACGCAGAUCGAGCUGCUUCUUGUCAGACGGGUCAUCGGAUGGGAAAGCGGCGCCCGGUCGAGAGGAAUGCCCCGACCGCUUUGCCGAUGUCUUCUGUGCAGAUAAAGCGGCGGCGGCUUCUUCAAACGUUGUGUUUAAUGUGCCUCCCCCCAACAGACCCACCACGCCUCUGACGGCCGGAGCCCUGAUGCCUCCUCCCCGGCCCUCCUCCAGACCCAAGCUCCCAACGGGAAAACUCACAGGCAUCAACGAGAUCGUAAGCACCUCGCGUGGUCCCAGCCCUGUGACCUUGGGCUCCCAAGACGCUUUGCCCAUUGCUGUUGCCUUCACUGAAACGGUUAAUGCUUACUUCAAAGGAGCUGAUCCGUCCAAGUGUAUUGUGAAGAUUACUGGAGACAUGACGCUUUCAUUCCCCAUGGGCAUCAUCAAAGUGUUCACCUCCAACCCGUCACCAGCCGUUCUCACCUUCCGCCUCCGAAACACCAGCCGACUGGAGCAGAUCCUCCCCAACCAGCAGCUGCUUCACAGUGAUCCGUCUCAAAGUGAGUCCGAUUGUAAGGACUACUGUUUCAACGUUCAAGCGCUCAUGUCCUACCUCAGGAAAGUGUCGGAGCAAAACCCCUCAGCUUCUUACUUCAAUGUUGACAUAUUGAAAUACCAGGUGCUCACAGACGGGAUCCUCUCCACGCCUCUGAACCUGGCGGUGUAUUGGAAAUGCACAGCGAGCACCACAGACCUGCGGCUGGACUACCGCUACAACCCGGACUCCAUGGCCUCGCCGGGACCCCUGACCAACGUCCAGAUCCUAGUGCCUGUGGACGGAGGGGUGACCAGCAUGCAGUCUCUCCCCAACUCUGUCUGGAAUUCGGAGCAGAACAAGUGUCUGUGGAAGCUGAGCGACAUCUCAGACAAAGGUGACAAUGAGGGUUCUGGUUCUAUCAGAGCCAAGUUUGAGCUCUCCAACGGGCCGUCCACGCCCUCCACUCUUGCCGUGCAGUUUAUGAACGAGGGCAGCACUCUGUCGGGGGUAGACAUGGAGCUGCUCGGCCCCGGAUACAGACUCUCGCUCAAUAAGAAGAGAUUUGCUACAGGCCGGUACAUGGCAGAUUGCUGA